AUAUGUUUAAGGGUAUAUCGUUGACUGUCGUGCUAAAGAUCCUAGAUCCUACAUCCGUGAUUCGUGUGUUGUAAUGCUAAAAUACUUCUGAUCUAACAUAUUUGUGACACUUAUCAUCAGUCGAAAGCGCAGCAUAAAAAUGGCACUGGCCUAUACGAGAUUUCUUUGCCGGCGUAAUGUCGAUUUUCGACAUUUUCGGAGCUUAUAUACGUGCAGUCCUCUGAGCGUUGCAGUUCCGAAUCCUUCACGUACAACAGGCACAGCUUGUGAAUCUCACGAUGAGAAGAAUAUGCGUCUAAAAAGACCAAUGUCGCCACACUUGACAAUCUAUGAACUUCAAUUGACAUCAUUGCUUUCAUUAACGCAUAGAACUACUGGCAUUAUGCUAGCCAGUUAUGCAAUGUUCCUCGGUUUAGGCACAUUAUUUAUACCUGGUGGUAUUCCUUGCUUCAUAGAAACAGUGGAUAAUUUAUGUUUACCCUUACCUGUACUGUUUGCCGGCAAAACCUUACUUGCUCUGCCUGCUACUUACCAUACAUUCAAUGGAAUACGUCAUUUGGCUUGGGAUUUUGGAAUAUUUCUAACAAUUAAGGAAGUAUAUAGCACUGGAUAUGUAGUAUCUGCAUUAACAGUUAUUUCUGCACUUGCACUUGCAGCAAUGUAAGUGUCAUUCUUUACAUUAGAAAUAAUUUUUCUUUAAAAUUAAAUGUAUUGGCAGACUACAUAUUAAAUUAUAUUGUCUGUAUUACUGAGUUAUAUAUUAUCUACAUAAUAAAAUAAAUUAUUAAAACUAAUAUGUAUUUCAUAUAUAAAAAAUUUAGCUUUUUUUAAUAUUCUAUGCCAAUUUAGAACUGAAUAAGUAUUAUAGUUAUAGUCUCAAAAUGUUUAUGUUUGUAAAUAAAAUUAUAUACAUGCUAGCUCUGAAAUAAACACAGAAAUGGUUCAAAAAAAAAGAAAAAGAACAU
Messenger RNA from Formica exsecta, 965 nucleotides. Its product is annotated as succinate dehydrogenase cytochrome b560 subunit, mitochondrial-like. Gene Ontology annotation, biological process: tricarboxylic acid cycle; mitochondrial electron transport, succinate to ubiquinone. NCBI's taxonomy places the organism in Eukaryota, Metazoa, Arthropoda, Insecta, Hymenoptera, Formicidae. Gene Ontology annotation, cellular component: membrane. Bases 140 to 664 code for a protein of 174 amino acids. Gene Ontology annotation, molecular function: electron transfer activity; succinate dehydrogenase activity. The transcript has 5 exons. The record is from RefSeq and is a predicted model, not a curated record.